CCAAGGGCGGAGAUAGCGCCAAGAAGUCACCGCCCGGGCCCCGCCGCCCAGCCAGUACCCCAGGCUGCUGCCGACUCUCGGGCUGUAGCUGCGCGGAGUAUGGGGCUCUGAUGGCCAUGGACGGCUACCGGGGCUUCUUGGGGCUGCUGGUGUCGGCGCUGCUCGUCGGCUUCCUGUCAGUGCUCUUCACCCUCAUCUGGGUCCUCCACUACCGCGAGGGGCUCGGCUGGAACGGGGGCGCACUCGAGUUUAACUGGCACCCGGUGCUCGCGGUGACCGGCUUCGUCUUCAUCCAGGGCAUCGCCAUCAUCGUCUACCGCCUGCCAUGGACCUGGAAAUGCAGCAAGUUCCUGAUGAAAUCCAUCCACGCGGGGUUGAACGCUGUGGCUGCUGUUCUUGUCAUCAUCUCUGUGGUGGCUGUCUUUGAUUAUCACAGUGCCCAAAGUAUCCCCCACAUGUACAGUCUACAUAGCUGGGUGGGACUGACAGUUGUCAUCCUCUAUGUCUUACAGCUUCUCCUAGGGUUUUUCAUCUUUCUGCUUCCUUGGGCACCGCUGUCUCUCCGAGCACUCGCCAUGCCCGUGCAUGUUUACUCUGGACUUCUCCUCUUCGGAACAGUGAUUGCCACGGUCCUCAUGGGAGUGACGGAGAAGCUAUUUUUUGUCCUGAAAAAUCCUUCAUACCAUUCAUUCCCCCCAGAAGGUGUUUUCACAAAUACCCUGGGCCUUCUGAUUCUGGUGUUCGGGGGUCUGGUUUUUUGGAUUGUCACCAGACCACAGUGGAAACGUCCCAAGGAACCAGAGUCUACGCUUCUUCAGUCAGAAGCGAUGGAAGGGGCCAUCGCCAUAAGCUCUGGCAACAGCGGGGACAAAUCAGAUUCAGAGUUAAACAGUGAGGCAGCAGCCAGGAAAAGAAACUUCGGCCUUGAUGAAGCUGGCCAGAGAUCUACCAUGUAAGACAGCCCAGAGACAUCGCCAUGUAACUCCAUAGUUCAGCUUCUCCUAACCAUAGGUGAUCAAGCUACCUAGUAUCAAUGGUUCUUGUAAUCAUCAGGGAGGAUUUCUUGAAAGUGUUUAUAUUGAUGGAGGCCUAUGAACUCACCUGACUUGGAUAUAAAUGAUAGCAUAUAUAAAUUGUAUUUGUUACCCAUUUCGUGUUGAGGACCAAAGCAUUAGGCACAAUGCUUUGCACAGAAUAGAAGCACAAAGUGUGUCUGUCAGUUGGUUGACUUGAUAAAUGGGCAACCCCUGGUUUCUUGUCAUGCAGUCUUUUCCUAUUAAUUCUGAGGGUCCAGAGUUAAAACUAGGUAGAACCAGUCCUAAAAUUUAAUAAUCAGAUCAUAAUACCUGGGACAAGGUUUAGACCAUUGGUCCACACAGAUAUCAUGGCUAGAGUACAGAGCAAAAACUGCAGGAAAAUAACUAGUCUCCUUCUCCCCACCACGGCUCUCUGUCCCUCUCCAGCUGCUUUGGGUUCUGGUGGCCCCUGGACAUGAGGGUUUGUAGUAGGGUAUUUUGGAAAAGUCGCUGGGCCCCGAGCAGGAGAAGAGAUCUUCUCUGGUUAGACUUGGAAGAUUUUCUAAACCUCACUGUUGAUCCCAACACUUCCAUGGGUUGGUACACUUUCUGGUCCAGUUUCUGAAGCUCUUAGAGUGAAAAUAAACUGCUCUGCAAACCUCAAGGAGCACUUUUUCCUGUUUCUGGUUUUAUCUUGGAGAGUGCUUACAUGGCACUGACUAUGCACCAGACACUCUUCUGAGCACUGUACUGAUACCAGGUCUCUUAAUCCCCAGACAGACCUGGUAAAGCAGGCCUUGUUAUUUUCUCCAUUUUUGAGGCAAGAGGUCUAAAGCUCGCAGAGGUUAGUGACUUGCUUGGAGGUGACAUGGCUAAAAGUGGCAGAACUGACAUUCAAGCCCUGGCAGCCUGGCUACCUUGGUCCAUGACCCUAGCCACUUCACUGAGCUACUCUUAUUUUUUGUACUAACCCGUGCCAUAUGAACUCCUCCCACCCACUCCCCACCCCACCAAAUAAACUGCAUGCUGGAGUGGAGUAGAGAACAGUUGUUAAAAGAUGCUUGUUUGCCUUUGGCUAUCUUCCAGGGAGAACUCCCUCCCCCAGAGAGCCAAGGAAAAGGUGCCAGCCAUGCUUGGACUUAGAUCAUGGGACAUCUGUCACUGCCAAUAAGCCAUACUAUGCCCUGCUGUCUUAAAAGUGUGCCUUGGUGACAGAAAGAUUUGGGCAAGAACAUCUAUAGCUUUCAAGAUUAGCUGAUGAAUUGCAAUAGUGUUCUUUUGAGCUUUGAGUUCUUAGUGAGAUGAUAACUUUUCAUGCAGAGAGACCUGUCUAGGCUGUAAGAUGACAACAAUUAAAAUGUAGAGUAAUUCUUAUGCUGAAAUGAUGCUUUUUUUUUGGGUUUUGGUUGGUGUUUGGUUUCCCUACAAUUUUAAAUUGCAGUAUCUUAGAAGAGCUUGACACAGUGGUGCGAGUCCACAGCUCUAGCUGUUCCAGAGGCUGAGGCGGGAGGAUCGUCAGAGCUCAGUUCAGGACAAGCCUGGGAAACCUAGCGACAACUUGUCUCUCAAAAAAACCAAACUGAAAACCAACACUGAAGCAUUUUUUUUUGGGGGGGGGAGUACUUUUUAAAAUUCAUUUAUUCAUAUGUACAUACAUUGUU
Messenger RNA from Castor canadensis (American beaver), 2677 nucleotides. It is a transcript of the gene Cybrd1, whose product is annotated as cytochrome b reductase 1. Gene Ontology annotation, molecular function: oxidoreductase activity. Lineage: Eukaryota; Metazoa; Chordata; Mammalia; Rodentia; Castoridae. The record is from RefSeq and is a predicted model, not a curated record. Gene Ontology annotation, cellular component: lysosomal membrane.